CAGUCAGAAAUGUGUUUGAAAAGGGGGAAAGAGUGAAAUGAUUUUUCAAAACAUGUCUUUGUGGGAAAAGACCCCUAGGAACUGGCCAAAGACUUAUACUUCCCCCACCCCAUCCAACUUUUCUUCUUUUUCUAUUAUAAAAGGUGCAAAUAAAACCGCUGAGCAGAAAAGAUCAGCAAAAUUGUAGACACUGAGCGCCCCCUUCCGCCUCACUGCUGUCACCCGAAUUCCUGGGUCUCUGCAAACGCAUUGGCCCAAAUGAUCCCACCCAUUUCUCCUGGACCCUCCCUCUCCCUAUCAUUGGCUAGCCGCUUUCUUCGGAGGAAUUUAAAAAGGAGAAAUAAGGUUCGUAGGCUCAGGAAGCCAGAAGACUGCCGGACGCACCUGCUCUCCCGCUGUCAUGCCGAUCUUCCGAGCUAUGGCUUCUUUCGUCCUCCUGCUCUUCUUUCUCCAAAUCAACCUUCCCUUCGGGCGAAGCUGGCAAAUGCUUAAAAACGAUGCGGCGGAGUUCAUCCCAGAUUUUCUGGACAAAACCUUUGGGGCAGCGGAGCAGCCAGUGCAAGCGGCGUUUGCGUACAACGAGACUGAAAUCACGAGCAACCGAGCCAAUCAAGGGCGGAGGAAUUCCCAGGUCUCUUCGGGAAGGAUGGAACCCCUGCAGUUUGGCUGCCGUGAAGUCUAUUCCACCCGCUAUGUUACCAGUGGUCCUUGCCGCAGCACCAAGCCAGUUAAGGAGCUUGUAUGUUCUGGCCAAUGCUUGCCAACUCAUCUCCUCCCCAAUUCAAUUGGUAAGGGGAAAUGGUGGAGGCAGCAUGCCAUGGAUUACCGCUGCAUCCCGGCACAAGGUCAAUUCCAACGUAUCCAGUUAACCUGCCCUGGUGAGGAUAUUCAGUUUAUCAAGGCCAGAAUCAUCACCUCCUGCAAAUGCAAGAGGUACACUCGCUACCACAAUCGUUCUCAGCUCAAGGACUUCAGCAAGGAGACCACCCGUCCUCAGAGAAACAAAAAACCUCGGGUCCCCAGGGCCAGGGGCAGCAAGACCAACCAGGUGGAGCUGGAGAAUUCCUUCUAGAUGGAGGCUGUUGGUGAGACCUCAGCCCAGAAGAGUAGAGAUUUUUGCCUCACCCACCCUCUCUUUUUGAUGGCACUGGGAUCAAAAUGGGACUGAGCGAAGGGAGGGCCAUGGCCAUCAUGGCUGCUCUCCCAACCAGAGGUUCAAAAUUGGUGUGGCUGAAAGCUAUCAGAUUUGGAUGAGAGCUCCAAGGGGGAGGGGAGAAUUCAAAUUGAGCAAGUGGUAGCAGUUCUCAGUCUGAGAGAGGAGUGGCUCAGAGAUCAGAGAGGGUUGCAUUGUCUCUAACAUUGAAGGGGGAGGCAAGCUCUGUGCACUACUACUUUUUUUCAAGACUUCUUCGUCCUUCCUUAAUGGACAAAGAAUUAGCAUCUCUCUAGCAAAAUGGCCAGGUGUUUGUGCAGAAUAAUCCAAACUUUCCAGAUCACUGUCUUUAAAACAGAUUUACCCAAUGAGGUGUCUUCCAGUCAUGUUGGGACUACAUCUCCCAGAAUUUCUUUUCUGAAGUUGCUGGUAUCAUGGUAUCUACCAUCUACAGGGUGAAAUGGGGAGUUUUAAUACUUUGCCACCCUGGCCCUUUACUUCUUUCUGCAGCUGUUUAUGAUGGAUGGUUUCCUAUUGUGGUGCAGCAUUGCCUGAACUAUAACAUUUGUUAUUUAAAAAUGAAACAUGGAGAAGUCCCAUCACAAUGUACACAUAGUGCUUGUUGUGCUGAUCUGUACAGACAACUAACUUUGCUGAGUUACAUAUAAAGGUGUGUGUGAGAGAGAGAGAGAGAAGGGGAGGGGAGAGAGAAUGAUAAUAUCAGACAUAGUUAAAGGGAGGGAACUUUCAAAGUAGUUCAAAUGGAAAAAAUAUCUGGAAAGAUUACCAUCUUUAAAUUAGCAUCAACCAUUGAUGAAAGCAGAGCAGGAUGAAGGAAGCCACGAGAAUUCUUCCUAAAAAUACUACAGAUUUAUGCUCAGUACCAUCUCUGUAUUGUGAGACAUCCAGGUAAUUCUAGACAUCAUUCCUGAAUCUAAAGCUGGAUAUGUGCAAAUUUCAACAUGGGUGGGUGGGGUGGGUAGGAUGGGACAUAAAGGCUUUAAUACAAUUUCAGGCUUUAAUGUGAGACAAAGCUAAGCUAUGGUGGACCUCAGAAGUGGGCCUGAAGCAUGCACAAAAUGGUUGUGGGGAAGACAAGCAACUCCAAAAUUAAGUUGAUGUUGUUAAAAUUUAAAAAAUCUCUUUUUCUGUAUACCAAUCCUUGACUCUAUUCAACUGUGGGGAAUGUAAAUUGCUCAAAACAUUCCAUGAAUUUAUAACUAAGUUCCAGUAAUGGUCACUGUAUUAUUCAUCCUUUUCUAAAUGCCCUACAGCUCUUGCAGACAGAGAUGUGAUCAUUAUUUACUUGUUGGGAUUGUGUCCUAAGAAACACUGUCUUUGUGUACCAGGUUCAGUGCACUAUUUUGGGGUUAAAUUAUAUAGCAAAAUGUCUUCCUUUUCAUUCUAUAUAGGUUGGAAUAUGAUUUCAUCAGCCAUGUUCCGUCUGGUGACGAGAACUGUAGUCCAACACAUAUAAUAUGCACCAAAUUGGGGAAAGAUGAACUUUGAACAGGUGUAUACUAUUUUUGGCAUUUCAAAUAUUAUGAAUUACAACUUCAAACAUUUCUUACCAUAGGUCAUGUCUUCUCUGGAUGCUGGGAGUUGUAGUUCAGCAACAUCUGGAAGCCACAGGUGACUUAAGCCUGAUUUAAACAACCUUCUCUUCCCAUUCCUUUACUUAGUGUAGCCUAUAAGCUUUCGAGCUUAUGCUAUUGGGAAAACCACCACCAGUCUUUGGGUGGCACAGAUGUUGCUAAAUAUUGCCAAGCUGCAAAUUAUAAUAACAGUACAACAUUCCAGAUCUGACUCCACCUCUUCCCAAUUGCUAGACUCAUAAGAUGCACAGCCUUUUCUUCAACCUGAAUAGAUGUUGUUUGCAGUGGAAGACGUGGCAGUGAAAAAGUUGACUUCCCUAAGAUUUAAAUAACAUCUUUAUUUAUUUCCUCGUAAAAAAACUAUUUAUGUUCUUUGACUCUCUUGUAGCCAACUGGGCAAUCCUGUUCCUUGAUAUUUAAUCUGAGGUUUCAGAGUUAUGCAGAUAUAUUUCUAAAAAUAAUCAAUAAAAUUACGUUCAUCAAAAAA
Messenger RNA from Pantherophis guttatus, 3235 nucleotides. It is a transcript of the gene SOST, whose product is annotated as sclerostin. Gene Ontology annotation, biological process: negative regulation of BMP signaling pathway; negative regulation of Wnt signaling pathway; ossification. Gene Ontology annotation, molecular function: BMP binding. The record is from RefSeq and is a predicted model, not a curated record. NCBI's taxonomy places the organism in Eukaryota, Metazoa, Chordata, Lepidosauria, Squamata, Colubridae.